AUGACUUUGAAACCAUAUGCCAUUGUUGCAGGAGUUGGCGCUGGAACUGGCGCCGCCGUGGCCCGGCGCUUCGCCAAGCAGUAUCCCGUCGCGCUGCUCGCUCGAUCACCAGACUUUUCCCGCAAGUUGGCCGCCGAGAUUGAGGCCGAGGGAGGCACGGCUGUGAGCUACAAGGUCGACGUCGCCGACGAAGAGGACAUGGCGCGCGUCUUUGGCGAGAUUACGCAGCGAUUCGGAACCACCUGCGCCGCAGCCAUCUUCAACGCGAGCAGCCGCCCGUUUCCGAAGCCGUUUUUGUGGCAGACGCAGGCCGACGUGGACCACGCCCUCAACAUAACACUAAACGGUGCCUAUAAUUUCGCCAAAGCAACACUUCCGCUCCUGCUCAACGCAACCGGGGGUGCAGUUGUACCUACGCUGUUAUAUACCGGCGCGACGGCGGCCGUCAAGGCCAACGCGUGGCUGCAGCCCUUUGCCGUGUCCAAGCACUCGCUGCGUGCGCUCGUCCUGGCCCUGGCAGACGAGUUUGCGCCGCAGGGUGUGCAUGUUGCGCAUGCUAUUAUUGACGGUGUAAUUCGCAUGCCGCUGACGUGGAUAAUGAAGCCGCUUUCAUCGUGGCAUGCAAAGCUGGACCCCAAUGCGAUUGCGGAUAGCUACUGGCAUUUGCACCAGCAGCCUUUGGCUCACAUGACGGCAGAGAUUGCCUUGCGGCCGUUUUGUGAGACUUGGUAG
Messenger RNA from Beauveria bassiana ARSEF 2860, 732 nucleotides. Its product is annotated as oxidoreductase, short chain dehydrogenase/reductase family. The record is from RefSeq and is a predicted model, not a curated record. The transcript has 4 exons. The coding region runs from base 1 to 732 and encodes 243 amino acids. NCBI's taxonomy places the organism in Eukaryota, Fungi, Ascomycota, Sordariomycetes, Hypocreales, Cordycipitaceae.